Molecule: messenger RNA, 7314 nt
Organism: Pogoniulus pusillus (Red-fronted tinkerbird)
Lineage: Eukaryota; Metazoa; Chordata; Aves; Piciformes; Lybiidae
Gene: AGRN
Product: agrin
Exons: 38
Coding region: 1275-7226 (1983 amino acids)
Biological process (GO): G protein-coupled acetylcholine receptor signaling pathway; receptor clustering; neuromuscular junction development
Molecular function (GO): calcium ion binding; laminin binding
Source: RefSeq, a predicted model, not a curated record
UCGCUUCGUUGUCUGAUGCUGCGCGGUGUGGGGUGAACCUCGGGGGGCUGGAUUUAGGGGCUCCCAGCUCCCCUGCUGCACACCCACACACCCCGCACCCAUCAGCCACCCCCUCCCAGCGCUCGCAUCGCUCCCACCGCCCGCAUCCCUGCUGCUUCUCUCUCUCUCUCUCUCUCUCCAUGCUGGGCUCCGCAGGGAGCUGCAAUCUCAUCGGGAAGGACUGGAAUGUCCCAGCCGUGUGAGGAGGGGACCUGGCAUGCCCUGGCCACCACCGUGGAGGUGACGGUGUCCACGCUAGGCUGCUUGGCUGUCCGACAGAAAGGGUCGAGGAGAAGCUGGGCUGUGGUCCCGGCUUGCUCUGCUGAGGAUUGGGAAGGUGCUGGAGAGCUGGAGCUGGGCUGAGGUUUGGUGGCGCCGGGGGAGCACCGAGCUCCUUCUGCCCCGGGAGGGAGAGAAGCCCAGCAGGGAUGGAUGUGCAGAGGCUGUGACGGGAACGAGGAGUAUCUGCCCUCACCUGGGGCGUGGGGCAGCUGCGAGGGAGCAGCAGCCUUGGCUGCCUGGCUGCGAGGAUCUGCUCCGGAGGAGGAUUGGCAGCCGCGGAGCGUGGAUCUGCCCUGGAGGAGCCGCAGGAGGACGGCAAAGGAAGCUCAGAAUUCCUGGAGGGAGGCUGGCGUGGAGCCUGAACGGGGAGCUGAGACAUCACCUGGGCGGCAAGACCUGCCCUGCCAUCCCCAGCGAGAGGACGCGGGCGUCGCCGAGGCUGCCAGCCUGAGAGGGGUCCCAUGCCAGCACCCCCUGCACCACCUCCAUCCCAGCUCCGUUCCCGGGGACCAGGCUGCGUUGGUGCCGCAGCAGCCCCCACGCCGGCAGCAGCUUGCCCCCAUCCUGCUGGGCUUGGCUGCAGAGCUUGAGCCCCAGGCUCUUCCACCUGGGGGUGGUUUAGUUUGCUUCCUGCAGGCAGGUGUGGAUCGAUACCUCCCGGGCUGGAAGAAGGAUUGGCUGAGCACGGCAGGAUUGUCCUGGAGCAGGCUGAGACCUGACCCUUCCCUCGGAGAUGGCAGAUGUGGGCACCGACUCUUCCUCCUGAGGCUGCCCCCAGCUCACCUCGCCCUCCCCCUACCUCCUACAAGCGGAGGAUGGGAACCUCUGGGAAAACUUAGGGCUUGUGGCUGCUGAAGACGACCGGGGAGGGAGGGAAGAGGGCUCCAUGUGAGCUCGGUGGCUCCUCCUGUGCCUUGCAUGGGCCGGCAGCGGGUCGCGCUUCGGCCCGCAGCAUGACAGCUUGUCAGUACCCCAUGGCGCCGGGGGCCCUGGAGCGGGACCGCCUGUACCAGCACAAGGUCUCCCUGGUGGUCAGGUAUUUCAUGAUCCCCUGCAACAUCUGCCUCAUCCUCCUGGCCACCUCCACGCUGGGAUUCGCCGUGCUGCUCUUCCUCAACAACUACAAACCCAACAGCUACUUCACCCAGACGCCGCCGACGCCGCGCGAUGCCUGCCGAGGGAUGCUCUGCGGCUUCGGGGCGGUGUGCGAGCGCAGCUCUGCCGACCCCUCGCAGGCUGCCUGCGUCUGCAAGAAGACAGCUUGCCCCGUGGUGGUGGCUCCCGUCUGUGGCUCCGACUACUCCACCUACAGCAACGAGUGCGAGCUGGAGAAGGCUCAGUGCAACCAGCAGAGGCGGAUCAAAGUCGUCAGCAAGGGACCCUGCGGCUCCAAGGACCCCUGCGCAGAGGUGAGCUGCAGCUUUGGCAGCACCUGUGUCCCCUCUGCAGACGGGCAGGCUGCCAAGUGUGUGUGCCCAGCCUCCUGCAGCGGCGUGCCCGAGGGCACCGUGUGCGGCAGCGACGGGCGCGACUACCGCAGCCACUGCGACCUCAACAAGCACGCCUGUGACAAGCAGGAGAACGUCUUCAAGAAGUUUGAUGGCUCCUGUGACCCGUGCCGAGGUGUCCUCGCCGACGGGAGCCGCGUCUGCCGCGUGAACCCCCGCAGCCGGCGGGCAGAGCUGCUGCCGCGCCCCGACGGCUGCGCCCCGAAGCGGGAGCCCGUCUGCGGCGACGACGGCGUCACCUACGACAACGAGUGCGUGAUGGGGCGCUCGGGCGCCAUCCGGGGGCUGGACAUCCAGAAGGUGCGUUCGGGGCAGUGCCAGCAGCAGGACCAGUGUAAGGAGGAGUGCAAGUUCAACGCCGCCUGCCUGAACCGGCGCGGCACUGCCCGCUGCUCCUGCGAGCGCAUCUCCUGCGACGGCGCCUACAGGCCCCUCUGCGCCCGCGACGGCCGCACCUACGCCAACGACUGCCAGCGCCGCAAGGCCGAGUGCCACCAGCAGGCUGCCAUCCCGCUCAAGCACAACGGACCCUGUGACCUGGGUGUGCCCAGCCCCUGCCUGAGCGUGGAGUGCACCUUUGGGGCCACGUGUGUGGUGAAGAACCAGGAGGCCGUGUGUGAGUGCCAGCAGGUGUGCCAGGGCCGCUACGACCCUGUCUGCGGCACUGACAACCGCACCUACGGCAACCCCUGCGAGCUCGACUCCAUGGCCUGCGUCCUCAGGAGGGAGAUCAAAGUGAAGCACAAAGGGCCCUGUGACCCCUGUGGCAAGUGCCAGUUCGGGGCCAUCUGUGAGGCAGAGACAGGCAGGUGUGUGUGCCCCACGGAGUGUGUGCCCUCCUCCCAGCCCGUCUGUGGCACAGAUGGCAACACCUACGGCAGCGAGUGCGAGCUCCACGUCCGCGCCUGCACCCAGCAGACCAACAUUCUGGUGGCUGCCCAAGGAGACUGCAAGUCCUGUGGCAGCACCGUGUGCUCCUUUGGCAGCAGGUGUGUGGCUGGGCAGUGUGUGUGCCCUCGCUGCGACAGCCAGCCCCUGGCACCCGUCUGUGGCACCGAUGGCCUCACCUACCGCAGCCAGUGCCAGCUGCAGGUGGCCUCCUGCCAGCAGAAGAAGAGCAUCGAGGUGGCCAGCAUGGGGCCCUGUGAGGAUGAGUGCGGCUCGGGGGGCUCUGGCUCCGGCGACGGCAGCGAGUGCGAGCAGGAGCGGUGCCGGCAGUUCGGGGGCUGGUGGGAUGAGGAUGCAGAGGACGAUCGCUGCGUCUGCGACUUCACCUGCCUGGCAGUGCCACGCAGCCCGGUGUGUGGCUCUGAUGGUGUGACCUACAGCAACGAGUGUGAGCUGAAGAAGACACGGUGUGAGAAACGCCAGGAUCUCCAUGUCACUGGCCAAGGAGCCUGCCGUGCCCUUGCCACAACCCCACCACCCCUCCUGGUGGUGCACUGCAGCCAGACCAUCUAUGGAUGCUGCCCAGACAACAUGACCUUGGCGCUGGGCGUGGGUGCAGCUGGAUGCCCAAGUACCUGCCAGUGCAACCCCUAUGGCUCCUAUGGAGGGUCCUGUGAGCCCACCACGGGCCAAUGCUCCUGCAAGCCAGGCGUGGGGGGGCUGAAGUGCGACCGCUGCGAGCCUGGCUUCUGGAACUUCCGCGCCAUCGUCACCGACGGCAAGAGCGGCUGCACGCCCUGUAACUGUGACCCGGUGGGCUCAGUGCGUGAUGACUGUGAGCAGAUGACUGGGCUGUGCUCCUGCAAGACUGGCAUCACUGGCAUGAAAUGCAACCAGUGUCCCAAUGGCAGCAAGAUGGGCACGACUGGCUGUGAGAAAGACCCUACAGCCCCCAAAUCCUGUGAGGAAAUGAGCUGUGAGUUUGGGGCCUCAUGUGUGGAAGUCAAUGGCUUUGCCCACUGCGAGUGUCCAUCCCCGCUCUGCUCAGAAGCCAACAUGACCAAGGUGUGUGGCUCUGACGGUGUCACGUAUGGGGACCAGUGCCAGCUGAAGACCAUCGCCUGCCGUCAGGGCCAGGUCAUCACUGUGAAGCAUAUGGGGCAGUGCCACGAGUCCAUCACUCACACAAGCCACACCUCGCCACCCACACCGCUGCCCACCCUGCCCUUGGACAAGAUAAUUCUUCCUCCACCACUAAGGUUCACCACUCGGCCUCCAGAGCCCACUGAGAUGCCAACCAGCUCCCUGCUGCUGGAAGCCAGGCCAACUGAAAGGAGCCACCCUACAACCAGGCGCAGCAGCACUGCCAGGCCAGCCACCACCCCCUGGGUCACCCACGGGGUGUACAAGAGCACUGUUCGCCCUCUCUCCACUGCCCCGGUGGUCCUGGCCACCACCCAGCCUGCCUACCUUGAAUCAGGCAGUGCAGAAGGCAGUGGAGACCAGGAGAUGGGCAGCAGUGGAGACCUGGAGUCCAGCGGAGCAGGUUCUGCUGGGGAAGAGGAGGUGGAGGAAAGCCAGGUCACUGCCACCCCAGCUGUUGAGAGGGCAACCUGUUACAACACCCCUCUGGGAUGCUGCUCUGACGGCAAGACCGCGGCUGCUGAUGCAGAGGGCAGCAACUGUCCAGCUACCAAAGUCUUCCAAGGAGUCCUCAUCUUGGAGGAGGUGGAAGGCCAGGAGCUGUUCUACACCCCUGAGAUGGCUGACCCCAAGUCAGAGCUCUUUGGGGAGACGGCCAGGAGCAUUGAGAGCGCGCUGGAUGAGCUUUUCCGCACUUCUGAUGUCAGGAAGGACUUCAGGAGCAUCCGUGUCCGAGACCUGGGGCAGAGCAGUGCUGUCCGUGUCAUUGUGGAGUCCCACUUUGACCCAGCCACUUCCUACACGGCAGCUGACAUCCAAGGGGCCCUGCUGAAGCAGAUCAAAGCUUCCAAGAAGAAGACCAUCCUGGUGAAGAAGCCCCAGCACGAGCAUGUCAAGUUCAUGGACUUCGACUGGAUCCCCAGGCUCUUCACCACCACUGUCACCACCACCACAGCCACCACCGUGGCUCCUGCCACCACCCGCAGGUACCCCGCGGCCGCCGCCACCACCGCCCACGCCCCGCGCCAGGACGCGGCAGGGCGCCCGAUCACCAGGCCAGCCGCAGCCCUGGGCACCAAGAGACCUGCCCUCACCUUCCCUGCCGCCCCCCGCCGCAAGCCCACGCGCCAGCCCCCCCCCACCACCAAGAAGCCCCCCAGGCCUUGCGACUCUCACCCCUGCCUGCACGGUGGCACCUGUGAGGACGACGGGAAGGACUUCACCUGCAGCUGCCCAGCUGGCAAAGGAGGAGCUGUCUGUGAGAAAUCUAUCAGGUACUUCAUCCCCAGCUUUGGUGGCAAGUCCUACCUGGCCUUCAAGAUGAUGAAGGCUUACCACACGGUGCGCAUCGCCAUGGAGUUCCGCACGGUGGAGCUCAGUGGGCUGCUGCUCUACAACGGCCAGAACCGUGGCAAGGACUUCAUCUCCCUGGCACUGGUUGGUGGCUUCGUGGAGCUAAGGUUUAACACUGGCUCUGGCACGGGCAUCAUUACCAGCAAGGUCCGUGUGGAGCCUGGCAGGUGGCACCAGCUGGUGGUGAACCGCAACCGCCGCAGUGGGCUGCUGUCCGUGGAUGGGGAGCCCCACGUCAGCGGAGAGAGCCCCACUGGCACUGAUGGCCUCAACCUGGACACAGACCUCUUCAUUGGGGGAGCACCAGAGGACCAGAUGGCUGUGGUGGCAGAUCGCACUGCGGCCACCGGCGGCCUGAAGGGCUGCAUCCGCCUGCUGGACGUCAACAACCAGAUGUAUGACCUGCGGGAGAAAGGCAGCGAUGUGCUCUAUGGCAGUGGGGUGGGGGAGUGUGGCAACGACCCCUGCCACCCCAACCCCUGUCACCAUGGUGGCAUCUGCCACGUCAAAGAGGCUGAGAUGUUCCACUGCGAGUGCCUCCGCACCUACACCGGUCCAACGUGUGCUGAUGAGAGGAAUCCCUGUGAGCCUUCACCCUGCCAUGUCUCUGCCACCUGCCUGGUGCUGCCAGAGGGAGGUGCCCUCUGUGCCUGUCCCAUGGGUCGGGAAGGAGACUUCUGCGAGCUAGUGACAGAGCAGGACCACACUAUGCCCUUCCUCCCAGAGUUCAAUGGCUUCUCCUACCUGGAGCUGAACGGGCUGCAGACCUUCGUCCCUGACCUGCAGGACAAAAUGUCCAUGGAGGUUGUGUUCCUGGCCAAGAACCCCAGUGGCAUGAUCUUCUACAACGGGCAGAAGACAGAUGGCAAAGGGGACUUUGUCUCCCUGGCCUUACACGAUGGCUACCUGGAGUACAGAUACGACCUGGGCAAAGGGGCAGCAGUGCUCAGGAGUAAAGAGCCAGUUCCCCUCAACACCUGGACCAGUGUCCUGCUGGAGAGGAACGGCCGCAAGGGGGUCAUGAGGAUCAACAACGGCGAGAGGGUGAUGGGAGAGUCCCCGAAAUCCCGUAAGGUGCCUCACACCUUCCUGAACCUGAAGGAGCCAUUUUACGUGGGGGGUGCCCCUGAUUUCAGCAAGCUGGCUCGAGCAGCUGCCAUCUCCACCAGCUUCACUGGAGCUGUGCAGAGGCUCUCGGUCAAGGGCGUGCCUGUGCUGAAGGAGCAGAACAUCCGCAGCGCCAUCGAGAUCUCCCCGUUCCGCGGCCACCCCUGCACGCAGAAGCCCAGCCCCUGCCAGCACGGGGGCAGCUGCAGCCCCCGCCUGGAGAGCUACCAGUGUGCCUGCCAGAGGGGCUUCUCCGGGGCUCACUGCGAGAGAGUGAUCAUCGAGAAGGCUGCUGGAGAUGCAGAGGCCAUUGCUUUUGAUGGCAGGACCUACAUGGAGUACCACAAUGCUGUGACCAAGAGCCACCUGACCAAUGAGAUCCCUGCUCCUGAAGCUCUGGAUGCUGCCCUGGAGCCCAGCGAGAAGGCCUUGCAGUCAAACCACUUUGAGCUGAGCAUCAAAACCGAAGCCACCCAGGGGCUGAUCCUGUGGAGCGGGAAGGGGCUGGAGCGCUCCGACUACAUCGCCUUGGCCAUCGUGGAUGGCUUCGUGCAGAUGACCUACGACCUGGGCUCCAAGCCAGUUGUCCUCAGGUCCACAGUCCCAGUCAACACCAACCAGUGGAUACACAUCAAAGCAUACAGGGUACAAAGAGAAGGUUCCCUUCAAGUUGGCAACGAGGCCCCCAUUGCUGGCUCUUCUCCACUUGGUGCCACACAGCUGGAUACAGAUGGGGCCCUGUGGCUAGGGGGACUGGAGAAGCUGAGUGUGGCUCACAAGCUGCCCAAGGCCUACAGCACAGGCUUCAUUGGCUGCAUAAGGGAUGUGGUUGUGGACCGCCAAGAACUGCACCUGGUGGAGGACGCUUUAAACAACCCCAGGAUAUUACACUGCUCAGCCAAAUAGAACCCCCCCAGGGACCCUUCCUUCUCCUCCCCUCCCUCCUGCCUAUUGCUGUAAUUAUUUUCUAUUUUUGUAAACUUAUUGCUUUUUA